This is a messenger RNA of Colletotrichum truncatum, 2664 nucleotides long. Its product is annotated as phosphoribosylaminoimidazole-succinocarboxamide synthase. NCBI's taxonomy places the organism in Eukaryota, Fungi, Ascomycota, Sordariomycetes, Glomerellales, Glomerellaceae. The record is from RefSeq and is a predicted model, not a curated record.
AUGAAAGGCGACAUGUAUUCCUCUGAUAAUAACGCCCACCCCGAGGGCUAUAUGCAAAAUUACCGCGGCCACUACCCUCCACAGCUCUGGUCUGCAGGAACGCCAUCACAGCAGUCUUCCACUCCAAACACACUUCGUCCUCAUCACGCGGCAAGACGGCAUUAUGAAAACGGCCUAGAGGAAGAAGACUCCAGCCCCCAGGAAACCCUCUCUCCCCCGCCGUCCUUCGUGCCCCCCGCGCCCUCACCGCCUUCACAACCAGCCGUCCCUCAAAAUUUCAGUCGUCCGGAGCAGAACUUCCCUGCUCCAGUAGUCAUUGGCAGCAACAUGUUCAACCACCAGGAUCCCUACGUCUCCCAGCCUGCGGUCCGCUUCAAUGAGGCCCAGCUGGCAAUGGACGAAGUCUCUAACCAGACCCGCGCAAAAGGCUUCCGCGACGAGCUCACCAUUGCCGCCAACCGCUCCGUCACCCCGGGAGUUGAUGAUACCCCUUACAUCCAGUAUGCUCUCGAGGCUUUGACGCGUGAGCACGGCAACAACUUCACUCCUCCCUCCAGCUUGCCCUCCCCUGCGGAGAACAACAACGGCUACUACCGUGCUGCCGGCUACCUUCCGGACGAUCUUCAGCAACAGAGCCCGCAGAUCAGCGGUGACCCAGAAACUGGUUUCCAACCCAUGCUCGCGCCGCCGAUGUCCACGCACGCCCGUGAAUCGAUGCAACGCCCGCAGUCUCACCAGGCCGAGCGCCCGUCAAUGUCGCUCGGCACCCGUAUCAUGUCGCCGCCACAGACUGCCGACUCGGGAUACCGCCCGAGCCAAGAUUUCAGAAGACCCCUCCUCCCCGACUCUACACCAAAGUGGCUGCCGGUUAGUGAGAAGGAGUCCGUCUUCCCGGGUAUGACGAAGCUCGACACCAUCGACGAGACCCGCGAGACAUACCCCCGUCUCACACACGUGCCCGCUGUCCUGAGACUUCCCUCAAUGGCCGUACUGAUGCUCCUCUGCCUGCUGAUGGUUGCAGCGCUCAUGCUCUCGGCUAUCUACUCUCCGAUCCAGCCCGGUCUGUUGACCUACGGCGAGACCAUCUACAGCGUCAAAUACUUCCUGUUCCGCAUCCUCCCACAGAUCUGUGCGGCCUUCAUCUUCAUCUAUGUGCAGUGCGUUACAACCGCCACCAUUCGCAUCAUGCCCUUCGUCUCAAUGUCCGAGGAUGAGCCCAUGAGGAGACGCAACGCCCUCUUCCAGGACCUCUACCCCAAGACUUUCCUCCUCCCAAAGCUCGCCGGACCGAUCCACGUCAAGAUCGCGUUGGUCAUCCUCUGGCUCUCUGCUUUCACCAUCCCCCUCGCAAGCGCCUCCUUCACCGUCAUCCACAACGAAGUAUGGUACUGGACCGCCGUCCAGGGCACCAUCUGGGCGCUCGUAGGCCUCUACUUCCUCGUCAUCAUCGCUGUCAUCAUCCUUGCUUUGUACUGGCGCAACCGUGUUACAGGAUUGAUGUGGGACCCGCGCUCCAUUGCCGACUUCUCUUUCAUCAUUAGCAAGUCCAACACGCGCGAGUCCUACCGCGGAUCCGAGGUCGCUGAAAAUCGCACCCAGCUCCGCCAUAUCCUGCGCAACCGCAUCGUCGACCGUCUCGGCUACUGGAUGACAGACAACCAGGAGAACCCCUGGUACGGUCUCGGCACCGAGCACUCUCAGGGCCACAUGCCCUCCGACUUGCACUACGACACGAAGAACGAGUCCGACCGCCGCUCCAUCACCUCAAACCUCCUGGUCGCCGGCCACGACGACUACAUCCGCACCCUCUACCUCCCCUGGUGCCUCCGCACCAGCCAGGCGAUCUUCUUCGUCGUCGCAGCCACCGUCCUCCUCGCCGCCCUCUUUGUCGUCUCCUUCCUCAACCGCACUAGCCUCGUAAACGGCUUCAACCCGCGCGUCUCCGCUGCCCCCGGCCCAGGCGCCUUCUCUCCUGCCAACUUCCUCUACAGCUUCAUCCCCAGCUUCAUCGGACUGCUCCUGUACCUUGCGUUCCAGUCCAUCGACCUGAACAUCCGCAUCCUCCAGCCCUGGGCCGACCUCGGCGCCAAAGACGGCAGCCCUGCCUCCCGCUCUGUGCUCGCCGACUACGCCGCCUGUGUACCCAUCCAAUGCACCUUCCACGCCCUCCGCAACCGCCACUGGCGCGUCGCCGCAUUCUCCCUCCUCACGACGCUCCUCGCAUUCCUCCCCGCCCUCGCCGGUGGUCUGUUCAUGGCUCUCACCGCGAUUCCCGUAGGCGGCGUCCGCAUGUUCCCCGUCGUUCCCGUCUUCGGUGUCAUCCUCGCCCUCCUCAUCUUCUACCUCUUCGCUCUCGUCUCCCUCCUCUUCGGCAGGAACCAGUACCGCCUCCCGCACGCCGUCACCUGCCCCGCCGAGAUCUUCUCCUUCCUCGCCAACGAGGACAACGCCCAGGACCCCGUCUUCAAGACGCCCACGGCCCCGCAUACGAAGUCCGAACUGAGCGAUAGACUCGGUGCCGGGCCCGCGUCGGCGCAGAGCACAUGGAUGUUCGGAUACUGGCCUGGCCGCGACGAGAGGCGGUUGGGCGUGAGAAGGCAGAAGAGGUUUACCGAGCGAAAGGGCUUUCACGAACGGGCUCCUUCGCGUCGGUCUAUGAUUUAA